AUGGCGGAGAUGAAAAUGAUUCGCAAGAAGAAAUACAGUCAUAAGGUUAAGACUGGUUGCCUUACCUGUAGGGUCCGAAGGGUGAAAUGUGACGAAGAAAAGCCAAGCUGCCAUCGCUGCAUAUCCACUGGCCGUAAAUGUGAUGGCUAUGCACUCACUGCUGCAACUUCUAGUGGUGUUUCGCUUUUGCCAGUUCUAACCGGUGGAAGCAAUGCCGAAAGCCAGGCCAUCUACCAGUUCCGAACCAGGAUCGCUCCACUGCUUGCAUCCCCCUUCGACGUCAAGUUCUGGACGCACGAUGUGGUACAGAGCGCAGAAUCAUUCAUACCGGUCCGGCAUGCACUGGCAGGUCUAGCAUCUGCAUAUCAAAAGUCAAUCUUACUCGAUACUUACUCUUCAACUUGUGACCGGUUCAUCUUUCGGCAAUACGACAAGGCAAUAAGAACUCUCUACUCGUGUUUCCAAGACGGCAAGGUUCUUUCCACGUCUCAAAGGUCGGCUGCUCUAGUGGCAAAUUUUCUCUUUAUGUUUCUCUGCUCGCUGCAGGGUCUUCGGCAAGAGGCGAUUAUCCAUCUACGGAAUGGGCUGGCGCUUAUUCAACAAUGGGAGAUGGACCUCGGGACCUCCGAGAAUGAUCCGUCGGCUGGUCUCAUGAUAGAUAUAUCGAGGCUUUAUAUACGUCUUGAUACUCAAUCGCGUGUCAUAUGCCACGACGAUGUCGCCCCACCAUUUUCACAGGUCCGACUGAUGCCAUCACCACGAGAAGAACAGCAUACCUUUUCGGUGUGCCAGGCGUUGAAACAGCUUGAAAGUAUCCAAAAUCGAAUACUUCAGCUCUCACAUGCCCAAAAAACACAACAACUGAAGAUGUCUUAUUACAAACAGUUGUGGUUGUGGGAUUUGCGUUUCGGACACCUAGCUUCCACUACCGAGUACCACAGCCACAUCACCGCUCUCAGGAUGCGAAGAGAGGUAGUCAGAGUGACGCUGUUGAUCAAGUUUGACAACGGCGGUACCGAAUUGUGUAUAGAUACCCGCUGCAAAGCUAUCCUUGAUCUUGCACAUCAGCUCAUCGAAGUUCUCGGCCUCAAGCAUGACCAAGUGGGUCACCAUCUUGCAAGUGGCCUUGUGGAAGCUCUGUACUUCGUUGCUGUAACUAGCAAGGACUGGGACUUGAGACAACAGGCGAUCGAUACCCUGCGACGGUAUCGGUUCAUCGAUGGCAUUUGGGGGAGUGGCGCCGCUGCAGACUUGGCUUCGUGUCGCUUGCAGAGCGACAUACGUCAGUACCGACUUCGACUUGGAUGA
Messenger RNA from Fusarium sp. VM40, 1308 nucleotides. The record is from the annotation of a GenBank genome assembly. NCBI's taxonomy places the organism in Eukaryota, Fungi, Ascomycota, Sordariomycetes, Hypocreales, Nectriaceae.